UUUCUCUAUCUAUCAGUUUAGCUUCACUUCUUGUCUGAAAAAUACAGACUUGAGAGUGAUUUAGAGAGAGAUCUGUGGGGAGAGAACUUCCCUUCAUCUCAGGACUCCUCUCUUCUUCUUAUCCCAAUCUCUACUUCAAAAUCUUCUAUCACUUAGGUUUCAACUCUUAUUCUCCUCUGAAGAAAACAGUCUUAAGUGAGGUUUUGGUUUACAUCUUCUAGGAAUAUGAAGAACGGGAAGCAACCCGAAAAGGGUGGAUCUUCCAGGAUCCUGUCACUGACAGUUCUCUUCAUUGCUUUGUGUGGUUUCUCCUUCUAUCUCGGUGGGAUGUUUUGCUCUGAGAGAGACAAGAUCGAAGCCAAGGAUGUCACAAGUACCACCACUACAAAGGCUGUAGCUUCCCCUAAGGAACCUACGGUCUCACCUCUUCAAAUCAAAUCUGUUUCUUUCCCGGAAUGCGGGUCAGAGCUCCAAGAUUACACCCCCUGCACCGAUCCAAAGAGAUGGAAGAGGUACGGAGUCCAUCGCCUAAGUUUCUUGGAGCGUCACUGCCCUCCGGUUUAUGAAAAGAGCGAGUGUUUGAUCCCACCACCAGAUGGUUACAAACCGCCUAUAAGAUGGCCUAAGAGCAGAGACCAGUGCUGGUACAAGAACGUGCCUUAUGAUUGGAUCAACAAGCAAAAAUCAAACCAGCAUUGGCUUAAGAAAGAAGGUGACAAGUUCCAUUUCCCUGGUGGUGGCACCAUGUUUCCACGUGGUGUUAGUCACUACGUUGAUCAGAUGCAAGAUCUUAUUCCCGAAAUGAAAGACGGUACAGUCAGAACCGCUAUUGAUACCGGCUGCGGGGUUGCGAGCUGGGGAGGUGAUCUUUUGGACCGUGGGAUACUAACAAUCUCUCUUGCUCCUAGAGACAACCAUGAAGCUCAAGUUCAGUUCGCUCUUGAACGUGGGAUCCCUGCUAUUCUCGGCAUCAUCUCCACGCAACGUCUCCCUUUCCCUUCAAAUUCAUUUGAUAUGGCUCAUUGCUCUAGAUGUCUCAUUCCCUGGACUGAGUUUGGUGGAAUCUAUUUGCUUGAGAUUCACCGUAUAGUCAGACCUCGAGGCUUCUGGGUACUUUCAGGUCCUCCAGUGAACUACAAGAGAAGGUGGCGUGGAUGGAACACAACAAUGGAAGAUCAGAAAUCAGACUACGACAAGCUUCAGUCACUUCUAACCUCGAUGUGUUUCAAACAAUACGCACAGAAAGACGACAUAGCAGUGUGGCAGAAACUCUCAGACAAAUCCUGCUACGACAAGAUCGCGAAGAACAUGGAAGCUUACCCUCCCAAAUGCGACGACAGCAUAGAACCAGACUCCGCUUGGUACACUCCCCUCCGUCCCUGCGUGGUUGCACCAACACCUAAAGUCAAGAAGUCGGGUCUCGGGUCGAUCCCGAAGUGGCCAGAGAGGUUGAACGUUGCGCCGGAGAGAAUAUCUGACGUUCACGGAGGGAGCGCGAGUGGUUUGAAACACGACGAUGGGAAGUGGAAGAACAGGGUGAAGCAUUACAAGAAAGUGUUGCCAGCUCUUGGGACGGACAAGAUUAGGAAUGUUAUGGAUAUGAACACUGUUUACGGAGGCUUCGCUGCUGCUCUUGUUAAGGAUCCUGUUUGGGUCAUGAACGUUGUCUCGUCUUACAGCGCUAAUACGCUUCCUGUUGUGUUUGAUCGUGGUCUCAUCGGGACGUACCAUGACUGGUGUGAAGCUUUCUCUACGUAUCCAAGAACGUAUGAUCUUCUUCACCUUGACAGCCUUUUUACCCUUGAGAGCCAGAGGUGUGAGAUGAAGUACGUGUUGCUGGAGAUGGACCGGAUAUUGAGACCGGGUGGAUAUGUGAUAAUGAGAGAAUCGAGUUAUUUCAUGGAGGCACUGACGACGUUGGGGAAAGGGAUGAGGUGGAGUUGCAGGAGAGAGGAGACAGAGUAUGCAGUGGAAAGCGAGAAGAUUCUGGUUUGCCAGAAAAAGCUUUGGUUUUCGUCUAACCAAACCUCUUGAUGAGAAAACUAUACCAAAGUUAAACCGGAGCUAUAUGGGAUUAUAUACUCUUGAGGGUUUACAGAGACCACGAAAGAGAUCUGGGUUCUUUGUUACAAAGAUAUAGCUAUAAAGAUAUUUAUUUUUGGGUUAUGUUUAAUCUCUCGAGUAUGAAUUCAUACAUUAUUAUUUUUUAAUUAUAGUAUAAUAUAUAAAUAUAUAUCAAAUGUUAUUAUUUUA
Messenger RNA from Raphanus sativus (radish), 2253 nucleotides. Its product is annotated as probable methyltransferase PMT20. The coding region runs from base 226 to 2034 and encodes 602 amino acids. The record is from RefSeq and is a predicted model, not a curated record. The transcript is spliced from 7 exons. Lineage: Eukaryota; Viridiplantae; Streptophyta; Magnoliopsida; Brassicales; Brassicaceae. Gene Ontology annotation, molecular function: methyltransferase activity. Gene Ontology annotation, cellular component: endosome; cytoplasm; trans-Golgi network.